Molecule: messenger RNA, 963 nt
Organism: Ceratitis capitata (Mediterranean fruit fly)
Lineage: Eukaryota; Metazoa; Arthropoda; Insecta; Diptera; Tephritidae
Gene: MBD-like
Product: methyl-CpG-binding domain protein 2
Exons: 2
Coding region: 168-785 (205 amino acids)
Molecular function (GO): DNA binding
Source: RefSeq, a predicted model, not a curated record
UAUCGACAAACACAUCCAACUUCAUUUGAUUUUCGCUCUGUAUAUCUUGUCAGAGAGAGUGAAAAAAAUAAUAUUGACAGUUUGAAGAUAAAAUUUUUGCAGACGAUUUGUUUUGUGUGUUCACUUUGUAAAUUCUUUUUAAAAGCAUUAAAAUAACUUAAAGAACAAUGAAUUCUAGCAUAAGUAUAGAACGAAAGCGCGUAGAUUGCAAUUCAUUACCAAAAGGCUGGCAGCGAGAAGAGGCACUCCGGAAAUCUGGUAUAUCAGCUGGUAAAGUUGAUGUUUUCUAUUACAGCCGCGCACCACGUACAGACGCGUCUCUGGUACCGCCCAUACGUCAAACCGCAUCGAUUUUCAAACAACCAGUCACUGUAAUGCGUAAUCAUGAGCAUACGAAAGUACGUAAUGACACUAGCAAGCAGACAAGUGGUCAAGAGAAACCGAAGCAAAUGUUUUGGGAAAAACGAUUAGAGGGUCUACGUGCUUGUCAUCAAACUGGUGAGGAGUUUGAUGAUAUCGUGUUGCCCAAAAGUAUACGAACCAUCGGCCCGAAUGUUAAUGAGCAGACUGUACUACAAUCAUUGGCUACUGCUCUGCAUGUACUUAAUGUACCUGUAAUGGGCCAAGCUUCAACAAAGACUGAGAUGAAUAAAAAUGCCACAGCAUUUUUGAAUCCUGAACAACCGCUUAUGCAAGCUGUCCUGGUAUCCGAUGAGGAUAUACGACGGCAAGAGGAUCGAGUUAGCGUAGCUAGAAAAAAGCUACAAGAUGCGCUCAAGGCUUAAGUAAACCCUUUCACACCGAAGUUUUUUUAUCUUUAGAUUUUAAUGUGUCCUAAAAUAGUUUUAUUCAUAUAAAAUACUAUACAAAUGAAAUUUUAAGCUAGAUCAGAGAAGAUGUAUACAUAGUUUUAUACAAAUUAAAUUAUGGUAAAUUAAAACCUCUUGAUUUUCUCUCAAAUAA